AUGUCCAACAACUCAACGAACUCUACAAACACCAAUUCUACUGAUACCAAUACCACUACUACUACUACAACAACUACUCUUGCACCAGAAAACACAACUGAAUACCUACUUCAACGGUGUUAUGAAUCAGUUUUGUCUGAUGGUCAAAAUGAUAUUGUUAAAUACUUGAUGUACUUCUGUGGAGGUUGGAUUAUUGCAUGGUGCAUUAUCACAAUGCUAGUCAACAUCUGUCAUAAAAACACAGGACACCAACGGUAUGUUCAUUUCUACGAAGAACUCUCCAUUAUUCUUUUGGCUGUCUGCAUGUGUAUUCUGAACUUUAUCUUUAAUCAUAAAUCGAAAGUCUGCAAGUUUGUUGCAAUUUUUAAUCAUUUCUUCAUGUGUCUAACAGCUGCUAUAUUUUUCGCGGAAGCACUUUUUGCGUCAUCAAUGGUUCACGGGAAAUCUGACAAAAACGGGAGUGUCCCUUGGAUCCUUUACUACCUCUUUCCUAUUGUUCUAGCGGUGGCUCCAACGUUAGCCACAUUUUUUACAGAGGAAAAAUAUUAUGGAACCGCGUACCUACAUUGUUUCGCUGACUCUACUGUGGAUAUGUUCUGGGGAUUUGUGAUUCCAGUUUGGAUUCUCCUGACUAUAGCUGGCUUGAAAGCUCAACUAGCAUGUAUAGCAUGUGACCGACAACAACCAUCGCAAGACAUUUACCAAUGCUAUUGGGCUAGACGGUCUGUGAAAUCGCUCGUGCUGAUUUCGCAAUACUUGUUCAGUAUCUGGUUGAUGAUUUUAUUUGCAGCCGAGCAUCAGAAACUCUACGUUUUCAUCUUGGUAACUUGUAUGGCUCUCCUGUUUGGACCAGCAUUAUUUGUUUGCCACACAUAUUGUCAUCUGAAUACAUGUAAAAAAUGGGCAGGCAACGGAUGUUUUGCUAGCUUAUACGCAAUGUGCCCACCAAAACCAUCGCCUCCUGAAAAAGAUGAAGACGAAGAGGAGCAGAAACACAAAGAUGCAAUUCCAGAGAAGACUCCUAUCGAUGAACCAGAUCCGAAAAAUAAUAAUGAGCCGGGAUCCAGAAAUCAAAGCGAUUCAGAUGACCCACACCAGUAUACCCCUACAAAAUCGGGGUCUCCAGUGCCGAAACAGGGACCCAACAAGCACACUGAAUCUCAAAAGUUUUAUUCCUGGCUAACAGAUACAAAUGCCUCCGGGAAAAGUGGAGAUAUUUUGUUCCGGCCUUCUGUGGCUUGA
Caenorhabditis briggsae is the source of this 1242-nucleotide messenger RNA. Bases 1 to 1242 code for a protein of 413 amino acids. The transcript is spliced from 9 exons. Lineage: Eukaryota; Metazoa; Nematoda; Chromadorea; Rhabditida; Rhabditidae. The record is from RefSeq and is a predicted model, not a curated record.